Molecule: messenger RNA, 621 nt
Organism: Macrosiphum euphorbiae (potato aphid)
Lineage: Eukaryota; Metazoa; Arthropoda; Insecta; Hemiptera; Aphididae
Source: the annotation of a GenBank genome assembly
AUGUAUUGUUUGUUCACAGACCCUCACCCGAAACAUUGCGACUCGUACGAAUAUCAGGCGUACACCUUGGAAUAUUUGCACAACUUGCGCUGUACAUACUUGCCAAUAAAAAUGAAAUUAAUAAGUUCUGCGUUUUUUUACAUAUUGUUAGCAAUUGCAUUAUGUUCACGCAAUGUUUCCACGUACUGUGGAAAUGAUGAACAGAUUGAAGAUCUACGAACGGCGUUAAUAGCACAGGAAUCCAUUUACACGGUAUUGACAACACUGAGCGCAAUACCGACAACCGGUGCGGCGUUAGCGUUCGCGCAAAUUAUGAUGUCCAGUCGGUUUGCUUUAAAAUUGAAAGAACAAUUUGAAGAAAUGGAAAGUUCGUUAGACAAGGAUCAUAGAGACUACAUGCAGUGUUCAGAAGCCUUAGAAAAAACAAUAACAGCAACGACAGUCAUCAAGUCAACUAGUUUGGGGUUCUCUCUAACGGCAAUUAUUCCGGGAGUCGGUUUGGCAUUUUUAAUUCCGAGGUUAGGUACAUCGAUAUCUGCUAUGUUUCUUAUAAGAGAAAGAUUGUCAUUUUGGCGAGAUUUUGGUUGCCAAUAUGCUACAACAAGAGAUUGUAAUUUAUAG